AUGUAUAGAAACCAAUACGAUUCUGAUAUUACAACUUUCAGUCCUUCAGGCAGAAUUCACCAGAUUGAAUAUGCUAUGGAGGCUGUCAAGCAGGGCAGUGCAGCGAUCGCACUCAAGUCGAAACAGUACGCCGUACUGAUCAGUUUGAAGAGAUCGAGCUCCGAGCUGGGCUCCUACCAGAAGAAGAUAUUCAACGUCGAUGAUCACAUUGGCAUUGCCAUCUCUGGUCUCACCGCCGACGCCAGAGUACUGUGCAACUACAUGCGAAAUGAAUGCUCCAACUAUAAAUACGUAUACGAGGCCGAUAUGAGAGUUGAGAGACUUGUUACCAAGGUUGCAGAUAAGUCACAGGUGCAUACACAGAGAUACGGAAGAAGACCAUAUGGUGUUGGUCUGUUGGUAGCUGGCUAUGAUCAAACCGGAGCUCACAUUUUCCAGACAUGCCCAUCAGGCAACUUCUACUCGUACAAAGCUAUUUCGAUUGGCGCUAGAUCACAGUCGGCCAAGACCUAUCUGGAGAAGCACUUUGAGGUCUUUGAGACAUGCUCACUGCAAGAGUUGAUCGUUCACGGUCUUCGUGCUCUUCGUGAGACCAUCCCCAACAGCGACACUGGUCUCAACUCCAAGAAUGUAUCCAUUGGCUUUGUUGGACACGAUCAAGCAUUCAAGAUUAUUGAAGGAGAUGAUACACAAGCCUAUCUUGACUCAAUUGAGAAUGAGGCCGCUGAGGGUGAGGGAGAGGCCAUGCAGGUUGGCAAC
Molecule: messenger RNA, 759 nt
Organism: Acytostelium subglobosum LB1
Lineage: Eukaryota; Evosea; Eumycetozoa; Acytosteliales; Acytosteliaceae
Exons: 4
Biological process (GO): ubiquitin-dependent protein catabolic process
Cellular component (GO): nucleus; proteasome core complex; proteasome core complex, alpha-subunit complex
Source: RefSeq, a predicted model, not a curated record